This is a messenger RNA of Saccoglossus kowalevskii, 679 nucleotides long. RefSeq lists its product as uncharacterized. Lineage: Eukaryota; Metazoa; Hemichordata; Enteropneusta; Harrimaniidae. Gene Ontology annotation, biological process: carbohydrate metabolic process. The record is from RefSeq and is a predicted model, not a curated record.
CCAUCCGUAUCUAGGAAGCCAUUUCGAAAUGAUGCGUGCUAACUGGAUACGACUAGCUUUAACCAGCUCCAUCCAAAACCUGGCAGCUAUUCCAAUUACGACAGCUUACUAUUUACCCGUAUCCAUGGCAACGUCGAUACAAGAUGAGGCAUCUCGGAGAGGACUUCGAUUAAUACAACCAACAGUGGAAUUUCCAUCAACGAAGGGCGACGCCAUGUUUACGUCCGAUAACUACUAUAAAUACCGUGACGUAGAAAGAGUUCCCAAAGCGCUUCGUCAUAUCUCUGAAAGUCUGGAAUCAUCGUUGUAUACAGGCGGCAUUAUUUGUUUAGAUACCGACCACCCAGACACCGCGUUGAUAAUUGUGUUUUUAUUGGACUAUCUCAUAGAAAAGACGCCAUAUAAGAUAGUGUCUUUACAUCAAUGUUAGGCUGCGUCACGACGCCAUGAUGCAGGACGAGUCUGGUCAUUAUUUGAGAAACUCAGAAAUCGUGACGUCAUUAAUCCCAGAAUGCAAUGUAGGAUAAGUGAUAUUUACAUUGCACAACGAACAUUGUUUUAUAUUACAUGUCUACCACACAGUGUAAAUUAACACCGAAUUGUCACGUGGUAUAUUUGUAUGAUUAGGUCAUAAACUACGAUUUGUUUGUGGCGAGUCGCGUAAGAAACAGGAGCGGAU